AUGAAUACCGGGAUGCUCUGCGGCAUUCGUUUUUCUUUAUCGCCUCUAUGGACGAGAAAGGUCGACUUAGACGUGAUCCUACGCAGCCCGUGGGUGUUCCGGUGCUGGACUUUCCAAGAGUUCCUCUUAGCACGCGAUAUGGUAUUCCUCUGCGGAGAAGAAACAAUUAUAUGGGAGGAAUUGGCAAACGCAAUCUGUUUCCAUCACGAGGACAGCUACUUUGUGAGGUCAAAGCCCAUCAACGAGGUCACUUUUGAGCAGUGGUGGCCCCUUGUCACGCUUUGGUUCAACUUCUCUCGAAGAAGCCUGCGAUCGUGGCCUCGACAAGGGAGAGAUCAGCAACGGAUAAAGUCCAUCCAAGAGGGAGUCAAAACUGUAUGGAGUGCGUCUAGAUAUGGUCCAGCAAGCCAAUUGCAUAUGUUCUGUUUAAUUUCCAGUGUGCUGGUUGGUGCUGGCCUCGUGGCGCUCUACUGGGCUGUAUGGAAGGGGGCAGAGACUGGAACAGAUGAGCCUGGACGGUUCGGCUUCUUCUGGUUCUUUGGCAGCCUCAUCUACUUGAGCCUGUCGAUAAACCUACUCAAGAUAUGGAGACAGCUCGUGGUUGGGCUCGACCAGAAGUGGGCAAGAGCAGAUAAUGCAGACGGCGAGAUCCGUGCCCGCGUUAUCGAUGGCGUCCGCUCGGCGUUGAAGAACCGCGACUGCUCAGACCAUCACGAUAAGUCAUUUUCUUUGCACGGGGUCCUCGACAUCUGCCGCGUCACGCCGAGCAAGCCAGAUUACGGACGCUCAGUGGGCGAGACCUACCACGUCCUCAUGCAGGAGCUCAUCGCCUGGGAUGCCCAGGCGCUCGUCAUGAUUCUUGAUGCUGGGAAGCCUUUACAGCUGGCGCCAUCCUGGGUCCCCAACUGGUCCGAGAGCGGUCCUAGCGAGUGGCUCGUAUCGCAGUAUCGCACACGCACUGGGGCGAGUGCUCCAAACGCAGCGUAUCCAAGUCUGCCCAGAGACGUCAGUAUUGUCGACAACGCCAUCCUUCGACUUCAGGGGAAGCGCGUAGGCACAGUUACGUUUAGUACAGACAUGCGCAUCCCGGCCGAGAGUAGUACCUCCCAAGCGCAGCCAGGUGUUGGUUUGGUAUCAGCACUGUUCCGCCUCGUGCAAUUCUUCGCAUAUGUAGGUGGCAGAACGAGUCACGGCCUGCUUAGCGAUGACGCAACCACUACAACAUUCUCCGUGCUUGAAGGGCUUAUUCGAAUACGAGGGACAACAUAUAAGCAAAGCAAUAGUGGUAUGAUGCAACACACGGUGCGGCUGCCGGCUUGGGAGGGCCCGUAUGAUUUUACUAAGGAGAAGAGAGAGUUCUGGCGACUGAGUGAGCUGCUCAAGGUGAUUGCGGCUGCAUUGCCAGGAUUGAAUCUCGAAUCAGAAGAAGGAUCCAGAGAUGCGACUGUCCAGCUGUUUGAGCAGGUUGCCGGCCGGGCUUAUAUAGGAAACUACUUCCUUCGGCUGGUGAAAAUUUUGGUUGAGCAGAAGAGAGGUCUGUAUGUCUUGUCGGGUGGGCUUGCAGGUACGGGCCCUCUUGGAGUCUCUGUUGGAGACGAAGUCUUCGUGCUCCCCGGUAUUCCGACUCCCAUGGUGUUGAGAAAAGCAGGCAAUGGUCGCGGUUGGACAGUCGUUGGGGCGACGCUUGUUCAUAGCAUCAUGUACGGUCAAUUAUAUGUUGGGAAUGGAUAUGAGACUAUAGAUCUCCUUUGA
Messenger RNA from Clonostachys solani, 1752 nucleotides. NCBI's taxonomy places the organism in Eukaryota, Fungi, Ascomycota, Sordariomycetes, Hypocreales, Bionectriaceae. The record is from the annotation of a GenBank genome assembly.